Molecule: messenger RNA, 2953 nt
Organism: Phycodurus eques (leafy seadragon)
Lineage: Eukaryota; Metazoa; Chordata; Actinopteri; Syngnathiformes; Syngnathidae
Gene: lacc1
Product: laccase (multicopper oxidoreductase) domain containing 1
Exons: 5
Coding region: 1137-2543 (468 amino acids)
Molecular function (GO): copper ion binding
Source: RefSeq, a predicted model, not a curated record
UCUUCAGCAGAAGCCCUGUUUGUUUUUGUAAUGUGAACGACUAAAUAAAAAGAUCGGAUUUAACAACAAAUAUAUAUAUAUAUAUAUAUAUAUAUAUAUAUAUAUAUAUAUAUAUAUACAUAUAUAUAUACACACACACACACACGAAUUGGGCUUAAUGCCCUGUGGUGUGAACGUAGCAUUUGUUGACGGUGUAAGUCUCUCAGUAACCUUGUUCGUUACUUCAUCAAUAAAUGCGAGAUAAAUAGACAAACAUCUCGUCGUCUAUCAAUGGAAGACGUGACAAUACUUGUGAUGUUAGGCGUCAGACGAUGCCACCCAAAACAAGGCACCAGCCGGCUGGCAGUUAGCAGCAGAGGAAGAUGAUAACAGUAGCAGCUGUCUAGCAGUAAAAUGAUUGGAACUUCUCGACCCGUUGAAAGAAGGGCAGACAGGCACAAGAUUUAUACCUGUCAGUAGCCAUAAUGACAAAAAUGAAUCUUGGGUCCGGUUCAUAAAGAAGGACGAACAUAACAUCAGGGUGUUAUUACGCUCUUGCCGGCUUUGCUGUACAAUCGGCAUCAACUCUAAUAGUGAGUACCUUCAUUUUAUAUGUGGGCUGGGGACAUCCAUAGAGCUUAAAAAUAUGUAUAAGAAUAAAACAAUUAAAACCUUCUGCAUGCUACUUUCUGUAGUCGACCCCCCAGAAAAAAAUACAUAAAUGAAUCCAUCCAUCCAUCCAUUUCUUAACCGCUUAUCCUCACUAGGGUCGGGAUACACCCUGAACCAGUCGCCAGCCAAUCGCAGGACACACAUAUACAUACAUACACAUAUAUAUAUAUAUAUAUAUAUAGAGAGAGAGAGAGAGAGAGAGAGAGAGAGAGAGAGAGAGAGAGACUGAGAGAGAGAGAGAGAGAGAGAGAGAGAGAGAGACAAACUGCUCCAGUCUCAAAUCAACGGAAUCGACUUUCUCCCCAACAGAAGCAUCAAGUGGAUAUUUGGCGCCCUCUGUUGGCGGUUUUGCAUCAUCACAGAGCAAAGAUCACUCAUAAUGCUGUGGCUGGUUUGGAUGAGUUCGCGUCGUUUGAAUUUGCAUAAUUCGUGUGUGUGCGCGCGCGCGCGCAUGUUCUGUCACGCGCUUAUCUCUUCCUGACUGGAUGUUUUCACGAGCACGUGGACUUUGGAGCGUGGGAGGGAAUAUGCGGAAGAGGAAGCGCAAACUUCCCUUUCGUUUUGGAGCUCGAUCGCCUUUCUGCGUUCGCUUCGGUCGGUCUCGCUCGGUGGGACCGCGUUGUGCUCACGAGCGCGCGAUGAGCGCAGCCGUGCUGGUGGAUGUCGCGCACUCGUGUCGCUGCGGCUGCAUCGAGCGGCUGCUCCGCGAGGAGGCCGCCGCGCACGCGCACUUGUUCGUGCUGUGCGCAGGCGGGGUCCGCAGUGACGCUACGGACGCGCUCGUUUGCGCGUGGAGCGGCGAGGGCAUGUGCGUCCUCCUCGACUGGCGCGCCACCGCCGCGUGCGCGUACCGCCUGAAGCAGGCGGCGGAUGAGGUGAGCGCCAUCUCGUUGCGCGUCAUCACCAGCCCGCGGGGGCGCGCCCGGCUGCUCAGGUACGAACGCGCGCUCUUCACGGCCCUGUACACGUUCACAUACCGGCUGGGCUGCGGCGCCGACGCACCUGGGCGAGAGGUGGACGAUGACGUCACCGACUUCCUGCAGCGACUUCCGGCGGUAGGAGGGGCCGUCCGGCUUCUGACGUCAUCGCUUAUCCCAGACUGCUUCGGCCACGGCUUCAGCACACGUGUCGGCGGCGUGUCGCGCGUGCCCACCUUGUCAUCUUUGAACCUGUUCAGCAGCCCCAGUAGGCGGGACUCUGCGGCCGUGGUCCACGAGAACCGGCGCCGUCUGGCGCUGCACGCCGGAUUCUACCCACGCCCUCUACAGAUGCUCAAGGUUCAGCAUUCCAGUCGUGUCUGGGUGUUAGGAAAAGCCGAGCCGGACCGCUACGACGCGGCGGUGACGGACCGGCCCGGUUCGGUCCUGGCCGCGCCGGGCGCCGACUGCAUCCCGAUGAUCUUCGCGGACCCUGUGGCCAAAGCGAUCGGCGUUGCUCACGCAGUGUACUUUUUAGGGUGGAGAGGAACGCUGCGGGGCGUCGCCGCAGCGACGGUGUCGGCCAUGACGACGGAGUUGGGCUGCGUGUGCGCCAACAUCUUGGUGGUCUUGGGCCCCUCGGUGGGUCCGUGUUGUUUCACACUGGAGCCAGAACAGGCCGCCCGCUUCCACCCGAACUGCAUUCAACGUUCGCAAUGCCACAGACCCAACGUCGACAUACGACUGGCCAACAGGCUGCAACUGGAGGAGACGGGCAUCCUUCCGCACCACAUCCACGACGACGCGAGCGUGACGACACCGUGCACGUCAUGCCACCCGCAAGACUUCUUCUCCCACGUCCGCGACGGCGCCCACUUUGGCACCCAGGUGGGCUUCGUGUGGCUCAAGGAGGGGGCGGCAACGGCGUCGGCCGCGGCCCGAUCGGUCACGGAGGCAUCACUAGGACAACAUUAGCGCCUGUGGGGAAUGUCCACUUUUGCCCUCUUGAAAAACUGUUGAUUCUUCUAUCAGGAAAACUCGAGUAUUAUUCUUAACACUGUUUGCAUUUCAUGUUCAUAUUUGAAAUUAAAUCAUAAAAAUUUGGCAGGCAUGUUAACAAAUUUGUAAAAAAAAAUUAAAUAAACAUAUUUUAAAUUCAUACUUGGUUAUAUUGCAGCCAUUUGCUAAAUUUGGAUUUGGAUUUGAACCCUGGUCUUCAGAACUGUGAGGUGCAUGUGCUAACCAGUUGCCCACCGUGCUGAUAUACAACGUGUAUAUAUGCAUAUUUUCCAAUGUCACACUUUUGGGGAAUGUUGAAUGUAAUGUAUGAACUACUGCAGUAUGUUUAAAAUUGAUAUAAAAAGUCUACACCCCCCCUGCUCAAA